Messenger RNA from Spinacia oleracea (spinach), 1609 nucleotides. Its product is annotated as cytochrome b561 and DOMON domain-containing protein At4g12980. Lineage: Eukaryota; Viridiplantae; Streptophyta; Magnoliopsida; Caryophyllales; Amaranthaceae. The transcript has 3 exons. Bases 62 to 1204 code for a protein of 380 amino acids. The record is from RefSeq and is a predicted model, not a curated record.
CCUCACACCUUUCUCAAACACACUCCCUCAAAACCGUUAACUUUACUCUUCUUCUUCAUCAAUGGCGCCUCUGCAAAUCACCCUCAUUUUCUCUCUCCUCUUCCUCCCACUUUCUCUCUCCUCCACUUGCACCUCUCCGAAACUCACCUCCACCUACAAAUCAUGCAGUCAACUCCCAUCUCUCAGCUCCUCCCUCCACUUCACCUAUAACCCAUCUAACAAGUCACUUGCCGUCGCUUUCACCGCCGUCCCACCUUCCUCCUCCGGUUGGGUCGCAUGGGGAAUCAACCCCAUCUCCACCGGUAUGGCCGGUACUCAAGCUCUCGUCGCUUUUAGAAAUUCUGACGGUUCUAUGUCCGUCGACACAUUUAAUCUAUCCUCCUAUUCCGACAUAAUUCCAGGGAAGAUUUCGUUUCCGGUUUAUGAAAAACGGGCGGUUUUCAAUAAGGAUGAUGGGUCGAUUACUAUUUUUGCAAGCGUCGGACAUUCUGGUAGUGGGAAGAUUAACCAUGUUUGGCAAGUGGGUCCCGGUGUUACUAAAGGCUUCCCUAUGAAGCAUGAUUUUAAGCCGGAGAAUCUUAAGGCGACAGCUACUCUGGAUUUAAGCGCCGAUGGCGGCGGUGCCAGUCAAGCGUCAGAAAGUUCGACUUCUAGCGACGCAACUGCCAAGAAGAGAAAUACUCAUGGAAUACUGAACGCAAUCAGUUGGGGACUAUUGUUUCCAAUUGGAGCUAUGAUAGCAAGAUAUGUGAGGACAAUUGAGUCAGCAGAUCCUGUGUGGUUUUAUAUUCAUGUUGGUUGCCAAAUAUCUGGAUAUGCUAUUGGUGUUGCCGGCUGGGCCACCGGUCUUCAGCUCGGAAGCAAGUCAGUUGGUAUUGUAUACACGAGCCACCGCUACAUCGGCAUUGCCCUCUUUGCACUUGCUACUCUACAAAUAUUUGCGCUGUUUCUAAGACCGAAGAAGGAGCACAAGUCGAGAUUUUACUGGAACAUCUAUCACCACGGAGUUGGAUACGCCAUCAUUAUCCUCGGAAUCAUCAAUGUAUUCAAAGGCCUACAUAUACUCGAACCUGAAAAGAAAUGGAAAUCAACAUACGUUAGCAUACUUGUCGUCUUGGGUUGCAUUACCGUCUUACUAGAAAUUUUCACCUGGAUCGUAUACCUAAGGAGGAAAUCUAAUCGAUCCACCAAGCCUUACGCGUGAUCAAUAGAUUGAAAAACAGCCGUACGUCUUUACUCCCUUGAUUGUGAGAUGGUACCAGUUAAGUGGCUCUUAGAGAGAGUUAACUUAUUCGACAGGGGAUAUCGCUAUUCACUCCCCUCUUGUUGGCUGUCUGAUCUUUUUAGUGUAUAUUGGUUUGAGACAUUUGUGGUAUAUAAUAUACUCUCAUUUUCCGAUUUUCGGGAAUUAAUUAUGUAUUUUAGCUAGUUGCAUUUUAGACAAAAGUUCGGAAAUAUGUGAGCCUAGUUUCAUUUGUUUGUGUGGGUGUGACCUAAAAUUAAUUUCAUUGUUACAGCAGAAGAAAUCACAGUUGAGAUUUAGCCUAGGACAGGAAUUUGUACUUGUUUAUUAUGAAUUUUCUGAUAGUGCUGAUUUUCUAUUCCGUAA